AUGGAGGCCAGGGCAAAGGAAAGUGUUAUGGAGGCAGUCAGAGCAGAGAGGGAAAUUAUGUUGAAACAAUUCAGUCAACUAAUUCCCAACUUUGAUCCCAACAUGCUCAGUAAAAUUCCAACUACACCAACUACACCAAUUACUCCAAUUCCUCCAAUUCCUCAAGAGCAAAGCCCAAAAAAUCCAAUGUCUAACAAAGCAAGCUGCUCUUAUGUGAGAGCCCCUGAAUUGGAUGAAGACAAUCCCAUGAAUGAUGCUGAUGCUGAUGCUGCUGAAAACCGUCAAGAUCAAACGGAUCUCUCAAAGCUUGACAUGCUAGCUCCUCUAUUAGCCCUAUGCCAAUAUGUUGAGACCAAGUUGAAGCCUGCUAAAGAGACCAUUACAGUUCACAUGCCUGAGGAAAUGUUUGGCACUGAUCAUGAUAUCUGGCUCUUGAGUGAAGGCAUUUUACAAUUUGCUUCCAUGGUUGAGAUUGGAGUCACAGUGAUUGCAGUAUACAUGAGGUACCUAUUUGACUAUUUAAAAAUGGCAAAUAUGGUAAAACUUGUUGGCCUCGUGGACCCUGGACAAGUCAGCUCUCAAUCUAGAACGUUAUCUCACCGCUCAAAACAUCUAUCAGAAAGCCUGAAAAAGGCAGAUGGGGAUCAAUUUUACUUGGUGCCUUAUAAUCCAAGGGGUCAUUGGGUGUUAAUAAUUGUGAGACCAGCUAAGGAGACUGUCUAUUACAUGAAUUCAUUGCCAAACCACUCUGUUGACGAGGACAUGAGAAAUAUAGUGAAUACAUAA
Prunus armeniaca (apricot) is the source of this 786-nucleotide messenger RNA. Lineage: Eukaryota; Viridiplantae; Streptophyta; Magnoliopsida; Rosales; Rosaceae. The record is from the annotation of a GenBank genome assembly.